Messenger RNA from Apodemus sylvaticus (European woodmouse), 9704 nucleotides. RefSeq names its product prolactin receptor (gene Prlr). Lineage: Eukaryota; Metazoa; Chordata; Mammalia; Rodentia; Muridae. The transcript has 10 exons. Gene Ontology annotation, biological process: cytokine-mediated signaling pathway. Gene Ontology annotation, cellular component: external side of plasma membrane; membrane; signaling receptor complex. The record is from RefSeq and is a predicted model, not a curated record. The coding region runs from base 567 to 2399 and encodes 610 amino acids. Gene Ontology annotation, molecular function: cytokine receptor activity; cytokine binding.
CCCUGAUCAUGCAAAACGGAUCGGGGGAAAUCAGAGAUUUUCUUGUCCCCCUAGUCUCUGCAUUCUGAUUUCCCCCAACUAUCUCCGUCACCUUGUAAAACUGGCAGACUCUGGACCUUUGCACGCUGGAGAAAAAUCACUGUUUUGCCUCCAGCAAGGAACAUACAUGUUGCAACACUGACUCCUCCUCUAGUGAAGAAAGAGUGAACAAGUGCACCGAGUUGAGCUUCUUCUCAGAGACACGCGGCUGGCGACUGCAGAGCAGCGGCUAAAAUCCCCAGACGCCAGGUCUUCUGGGCUGGGCUUUCCCCCGCCUUCCUGCUCUGUCUCAUUCGCUCCUCUCCUGCGUUCUGGAUUUUAAACAGCUUUACCUGUCAGCGAUAACGCUCCCGUCCUUUGCAGGAAGUGCUCUCUAUCCCGGGUAUGGCAGACUUUUCUCUCCAGCAGAACUAAAAGACACUUCUGUGUGAAGGUGAGCACCGCAGAUGGUUUGCACAUGAGCCCUGAAGGGAGCCUCUGAUAUCUAUUGCCUGUAGCAAGAAGAAGGGGCCAGCCUGAAGAAAACCAUGCCAUCUGCACUUGCUUUCCUGCUACUUGUUCUCAGCGUCAGCCUCCUCAAUGGACAGUCACCACCUGGAAAACCUGAGAUCCACAAAUGCCGUUCCCCUGACAAGGAAACAUUCACCUGCUGGUGGAAUCCAGGGUCAGAUGGAGGGCUGCCUACCAAUUAUUCACUGACUUACAGCAAAGAAGGAGAGAAAACCACCUAUGAAUGUCCAGACUACAAAACCAGUGGCCCCAACUCCUGUUUCUUUAGCAAGCAGUACACUUCCAUAUGGAAAAUAUACGUCAUCACAGUAAAUGCCACGAACCAAAUGGGAAGCAGUACCUCGGAUCCACUUUAUGUGGAUGUGACUUACAUUGUUGAGCCAGAGCCUCCACGGAACCUGACUUUAGAAGUGAAACAGCUUAAAGACAAAAAAACAUACCUGUGGGUAAAAUGGUCCCCACCCACCAUAACUGAUGUAAAAACUGGUUGGUUUACAAUGGAGUAUGAAAUUCGAAUAAAGUCUGAAGAAUCAGAAGAGUGGGAGAUACAUUUUACAGGUCAUCAAACACAAUUUAAGGUUUUUGACUUAUAUCCAGGACAAAAGUAUCUUGUCCAGACACGCUGCAAACCAGACCAUGGAUACUGGAGUAAAUGGAGUCAGGAGAAUUCCAUUGAAAUACCAAAUAAUUUCACCUUGAAAGACACAACUGUGUGGAUCAUUGUGGCCAUUCUCUCUGCUGUCAUCUGUUUGAUUAUGGUCUGGGCAGUGGCUUUGAAGGGCUAUAGCAUGAUGACCUGCAUCUUUCCACCAGUUCCUGGGCCAAAAAUAAAAGGAUUUGAUACUCAUCUGCUAGAGAAGGGCAAGUCUGAAGAACUGCUGAGCGCCUUGGGGUGCCAAGACUUUCCCCCCACUUCUGACUGUGAGGACUUGCUGGUGGAGUUCUUGGAAGUGGAUGAUAAUGAGGAUGAUCGGCUAAUGCCAUCCCAUUCCAAAGAGUAUCCAGGCCAAGGUGUCAAGCCCACACACCUAGAUCCCGACAGUGACUCUGGUCAUGGGAGCUAUGACAGCCAUUCUCUUUUGUCUGAAAAGUGUGAGGAGCCCCAGGCCUACCCCCCCACCUUCCACAUCCCUGAGAUCAUUGAGAAGCCAGAGAACCCUGAGGCAAAUAUUCCUCUGACCACAGACCCCCAAAGCACCACCCCCAAUUUUCAUGCAGAUGCAUCCAAAUCUUCAACAUGGCCUUUACCGCCUGGCCAACACAUGCCCAGAUCUCCUUACCACAGCAUUACUGAUGUGUGCAAGCUUGCUGGAAGUCCUGUGGACACACUGGAUUCUUUCGUGGACAAAGCAGGGGAAAAGGUUCUAAAGUUGUCUAAAGCCCUUGAGACUGGAGAGGAAGAAGUGGCUGGUCAAGAAGGGGCCAAAAGCUUCCCUUCUGACAAACAAAACAUGCCUUGGCCACUGCUCCAGGAGAAAGGCCCCACUGUCUAUGCUAAACCCCCAGAUUAUGUGGAGAUUCACAAAGUCAACAAAGAUGGAGUGCUGUCAUUAUUCCCCAAAGAGCGAGAAAACAACCAGACAGAAAACCCUGGCAUUCCUGAAACCAGUAAGGAGUAUGCCAAGGUGUCUGGGGUUACGGAUAGCAACAUCCUGGUGUUAGUGCCAGACUCACGAGCCCAGAACACAGCCUUGCUCGGGGAAUCAACCAAGAAGGCUCCACCGUCACUUGAACAGAACCAAUCUGAGAAAGAUCUGGCCAGUGUUGCUGCAACCUCAAGCAACCGCAGACUCCACCUGGGCAGGCUGGAUUACCUGGAUCCUACAUGCUUCACGCACUCCUUUCCCUGACAGCUAGACUUGUGGACCGAUUGGCUAAAAUGUGAUUUCUCUUCAGGUAACACUACAGAGUCAUGAAGCAAUGUUACAGGAUGUGGGUAUAAAAGAGAAAGAAAGAAAAACACUAAUUCACUCCUUCUCACACUUGUGUUCAGCACUUGCCUCUUUUCAACAGCUGAUCAAAUCAACUUGUUUUCUGUGAUUUGUAGAUUUGCUCUUUGAGAUAUAUAUAUAUAUAUAUAUAUAUAUAUAUAUAUAUAUAUAUAUAUAUAUAUAUAUAUAUACUCAACAGAAUAAAAGCACAUCGCUUACUAUUCUUGAGGGAUGGUGCCAACAGGUAUAGCCUCUGCAAUAGACUUGUCAUCUGACAGAAGGUAUGAAAUAAUCAAAAUGGCUUAGCACAAGAAGAUGAGAGAUAGGUUAAAAAUGCUAUGAAAAUUGUUCUUAAGAACUGACGACUAAGCCUUUACACUCCUCCUUCAUUUUCAUGAUGAUGGUCCGGAUAUUGCACUUUUUGGAAAGAAUACAUCCCAGGACACCAGCCAAAUUGUUUACAUCAGUCCCUAUACCUUAAUGACCCAUUGCCUGUAUGCAAAUGGUAUCAUGCCCCCAAUGUUUUCUUAAGGUGAUUUGAAUAUGUUAAGCAUGGGUUAUUCUAAGGAAACUUUAUUUUAUUCUAAGGCUUCUCAAGUAUAUAAUUUGGAGAAACAAAAUUUUCUUACAAAAUAUGGCCAAUGAAUUCCACGAAGUGAACCAUUUCAAAUGUUUUUCUUGCUUCAUUGGAGCAGGAGAUGAUUUGUUAUAAACCCUAGUAUUUUCUUAGUAGAAAAAAAAUCCCAAAGACUAACUUUAAUCUAAAAGGUAACCAUUGCAGGAUGCUAAUAGAAGUGUUGCCUUACUGUAUAUACAAUUCUACUUUAAUACAAACCCGUAAGUUUAGCAAUGUAUUUUUGAAGACUAUUUUUCUAUGGCUUAGGUAAAGUAAAGACUAUUUUCUAACUUCCCAGGUCCGCAGUUUACGUUUUCAAGUGAGUAGAGUGAACUCAAGUGCAAGGUUACAGUGAGCAUUAUUUAUCAGUAUAUGCAGUCCCUAUUAGACUGAAGUGCCAGGCAACCUAUUGCCCAUUGAGGAAUGCAAAGUGGAUGAAAAACCUCAACUGAGUACAAUAGAGUAAGGUUUAUCUGUUUAUUUUUAACCCCAUGAUACUUUGAAGAGCAACCAUCACCAACUUUGGGUUUUAGGGCUUUCUAUAGACCUAACAAAUUUCUCCCAUGAGCUUAGGCCUCUGCCCACCUAUGGGCGAGUCUCACAAACCACCAUGAAUAAAGGCAGUGAUGACUGCUGAGGGUUUCCAAGACAGAGAUCUGACUUUGUUUUAUUUACUUUUAUCUGAGCGAAUCUGAACACACACACAAAAAAAAGAUUUUAAGUCAAACCAACCGUCAGCAUCUCCUUGGAAUACAUGCAUUUGUAAGAUCUUGGCAGAGGCUGUGCUCACGUCACAGAUGUCCAGAUAAAAGUUUUAGGAAAGCAAGCAUCUGCCCAGUGAUAACAGUUUUAAAGGUCAGGGGAUGGUAGAAUGUGCAAGCCAGCUCCAAAGGCAGGCUUCCUGAGAAGAUUCAAAGCAAAGCCUUGGACCUCCAUUUAACAAUAGUGUCUAUGACUCAUUCUCCCUCUGCUUCUUCUCACCUACUGGCAAAUCAGUUCUCUGUCCUUUCACCAACUGGAUAUAGAGACUCUGAACACACCUCUUAUGAGUUCAACAUUUCACCCAGCGUGCACAUGGUGGUAGAAGCAGUACUCAGAGAUUCUCCGAUGACAGGAAGGAAACAGAACCAAUGCUUCUAGAACUACAAAUGCAAGCAGCCAAAGCUUAUAUUCCCAAUACAUAAAGGAUCUUGUGAACAACAGAAGCAUUUGGGAAAGUCAUCCAGGCUCAUGCAAUACCGAGUCCUCCAUACUGAAUGUCCAAGAACCAACUGUAUCUCCGAAGACAUCCAGAACUGGAGUCUGAAUAUUACUGCAUUUACUAACCUCCCAGUCAUAAUCAAGUUGGAGAAACAUUUUUCUCUAUGAUAAUUUUGAAAAGUUAUUUUUCCCUCUCUUGGAAUGUAUGGAGCAAGUCUAUUUAACUUGACAUGAGCAACACAGUCUGUAAAGAGAAAACAAAAACAAAACUCUUAGUGAUUUAAGAUUCACGUGGUGAUGUCACUUAUAUAAAGUCACACAAGACGAUGGCCUGCAAAUGACCCACACACAGCCUCCAAGAGUGUCAGUGAAACUAAUUCAUCUGGAAAGCUACUGAAAAAGAGCAUCAGUGCCAAAGCCGAUGUAGACUAAACUUUCUUUCCCGACGCAUUCUAUCCUUCUCCAGGAGACAAAUAAAUGUAUUGAUGUACAAGUCACCACUAUAAAAUUGAUAGUGCAUAUAUUGUUCAUAGUUUGAAAUUUCUAAAAAUUGGCUUUAGAUAUGUAAUUUUGCAAAUGUGAAAAAAUAUGCCUGUCUAAAGUCAGGUUACAUUCCACAAAAAUAAGUUAGCAGUCACGAAAUAAAAUCAAAUCUAUAUAGUUCUAUUCAUUUAUUAAAUUUUUGUGGGCAAAUAUUUUCUGUUGAAAGAUAGCUGCUCGGAUGAAAGACGGCAUGCUAGGAGUCGAGACACCUGGGUUCUAGUCCUGUUUUGCCUUGGAAAGGCCAAUGACCUAUUCUACUUUUCUUUGUGUUGGACCAAUAAUCUCUACAGCCUUUUGAAAUUCAGUCUUCUUGAUUGUAUGGCUUGAUGAAUGAUCAAAACCAAUCCCUUGCAUCUUAGUGAUGUUUUCAUGCAAUUAUAAAAAUGCAGAGCCGCCUGCACUCACGUGCUCAUCCUGCUUCACUGUGUAAAGUCUCGGCAACCAUUUGUCUUCACAUAUAUUUCAUAUUAUAUGGACACAGUAUAAGUCAGACUCUAGGAUCAUGUGCAGAUAUGUGUGCUGAGGUAAGAUACAGCACUAAGAAAGAUACAGGACAUGAGACACAAGUCUUUAGACAAAGUCCGUUUUAUGCAUCAAGCCCUGCUCAUUCCUGCAUGGAACCAACAGCCUCAAACUUCUUGCAUUUGGUUGUUGCCUGUUUCCUCAUCAUCCUGUUUAAUGAAUAAACAUUGCCCACAUAGAUUAAAGAAUCUUUUGCUCUGAAUCAUUUUUUUAAAAAAAAAAUGUAUAGUUUUCUAAGCAACUAUCUAAAAAUUUCAAGUUACAAAGUACGUAAAAACGGAAUAUAUUCAUUGGGUGAUUGAUAGAACUUUAGGACACAAAUGGUAAAGUGUUCUCUCAUAAGCUUUAGCAAGUACAUAGAAGGAACUUCAAUAUGAGCACAACUUACCAUCAGCAAUGUCACUGACUUUUAAUAGAUGAUACAUUCUCCUAAGUGCCUGAGACCAAUCCUGGUGGUCAGUUACAGGUCAAUGAUUCACUGGAAAUCAGUUUGUUGGGAAACAGUCAAGCCCUUGUUGCCCGUGCAAAAGUAAAUCUGAGAGACUCUUUACUUGAUAUGAUCCAAGGUGAAUCCUCAGUCAAUGAACAACCAAAAGACCUGAACUCGGGGGAAAGUUUGUCCUGAUGAAUAACUAGCUCCUUCAUUUUCUUUUGGCUUUAGCUGCCCAUCAUUUGUAAAGUGACUCAACUUGCCCUUAGCAACUUCAAUUUAGCAUAGGCAAGAAAGAAAGAGAUCUGUACAUGUUUUAUAAAGUGCCUUUCUUUGUUUUUUAAAAGGUUUCAUUUUGGAAGAAAAGUGCAUUAAUUGGAAAGCAAAUUUUAUCUUAAAUGGAUUUCUUUUAAAUAAAUGGAGAGAUAAAAAAAAGGUGGGGAGAGAAUGAUACAAAAAACUUACCAACAAAAUGUGCAGGGAUUUUUGCAUAUAGUUUAUUUGAAUCAUCACAGAACUGAAGUGAAUAGUAUCAAUCACUUUGCCUGAGUCUGAGCAUGACUGGAAAUGAACCUGAAGCCUGUAAUUCAAGGCUUUCCAUUCUGAAAAAAAAAAAUGUUGAUUCAUUCUUGAAUGACACUGAAUUGUAUGCCUGACCCUGAAGAGGCCAAUGUGUGCACUUUGAAGAUCUGAACACAGACAUAAAAGUAGUAAUGACCUUGAAUAUCUAUCCUGUGACUUGCUUUGGAUGACAGCUUCAUUCAUACAUCAUUGAACAAGGCUUAUUUCCUGACAUUUUUGGCUCAAGCACAAUACUGAUUCUGGUAGGAGAGUCUCUGAGCCCUCAGUGUCUAGCUCUGGGUCAUAUCACUGCUACUAAAUAGGCUUGAUUAUUUUUUAAUUCUGACCACUGGUUUCCCUUCUUUUAAAUAAGUAGGUUGACCCUCCCCCCCAAAAAAAAGUUUCUACAAUUUCUUCUAGGUCUGUCUUUAAUUCUCAUGAGUUAAGUAAAAUCUAAGACUGUAGGUGAAAGGUCUAGGGGUCAUAGCCAACAUGCCUCUAACUUAGAGAGUAAAUGCUUGAAACUGUGUGAAGAAAUGCUGAACAGAAAACUGAACCCAUGUCUCUAAAUCAGGUAGACCAGAAAUCUUGCGACUCUGCCUCCUUACCAUUUCAACAUUCUUAGAGUUCUUUCAGCCCUUCUUUCCAGGACCUGCUAUUCUCCCUAAAGAUUAAUUAUGCAGAAUGGUAAAGUUGGAAUCUACAGGAACAAAAUUACCCAUAAACAAUGAUUUGAAUCUGCAUAAGAUGAACCAAUUGUUAACUCUCCAAACAGACAGAAACCUAAAUGGAGGUCAUAAAUAAUGCUUCUUUUUGAUAUGUACAUGUUUAAAGAUUCAAGCCAGUGACUCAUUAUCUAAUAAAUCUGGGCUAUCUUGAGAAAUAGGUGUUGACUGUCUUUAAAAGAAGCUUUAAAAAAUACAGACUGUUUUCUUCAGAGUUUGUGAUUUAACCAGAAAAUCUACUUAUAAUUGCAGUCCUUUCCUAUAAACAAUAGGUGUUAUCUGGGGAUCACAUGGAAAUUUUCUUCUCUGAGUUUCAUUUUCCAAAAUGAUAAAGGUUUUAGGUUUGAACUCUGCAUGUAUCAAUUUCCAGUGGAGGGAAAAGAUAAAAAAAUGGAAUGUCCCAAAGUGUGGGGCAUAUCAUAUCAGAACCCCACCAAAUGGGAUAUCCAUUCACUCAAAUCUUACUGGAAAGGGUAAAUCUACAUGUAAUUAUGAGUGAAUUGCAGAGGGGUAAACAUAACUCAUAAGACCAUAGGCUAACAGCAGUUCUGUUCCCACCAAGUCCUUCUAUCCCAAGUUAUAAAGCACUGUUAUAUAAACUCAAGUUGUAAAACACAUAGUGCAGAAAGGCAACCAAGUACAGUCUGGUCAAUAAGGAAUGAACUCACAGACAAUCUUAGCAUGUUGAUCAAUAUUUACCUACUGUUGUUUAAAAAGAGAAGAAGAAAUUCUAAAAAUCUUUUGUGGCUGAAACAGUACUUUCAAACAUAAACCUUAGUAGUUACGGUCAAAUUAUGGCCCCCUGAAUACACUUCAAAAUACAGGCUUGGUUUUUCUCUGCACAUUGCAAAUUGGGGGCCAGGGCAGUCUUUUCUUUUUGUCACAUUCUCUAAAAUGAAAAAAUAAAAAAGAAAUUAUAAGAGAAAAAUACCUCUGAAAAUCAUUUGUUUUACUUAAUUCCUGAGAAAUAGAUUUUGAAUUUUUAAAACUACCUCCCUUCCACAUCCUAAUGACCUUCCUUCAAAGCUGCUUAUAGUUAGAAAUGAAAGAUACCACAUUUUAUGUUUGGACUGGUGUUGAUGGAAUAUUUGAUAUACUUUUCAUGUGACACUCCUAACUCUAAAUUAUGGUAUUUUACACUAUUUUCCUUUUUUGUGAUUCAAAACCCAUAUAUGCCAUAUUGAAAUAUAUAAUCCUCUUGUUGUAAACUUUAUCAUGUGAUACAAGUGAAAAUCAUUAUUUAAUGACUUAUGAUCUAACCAUAUCUAAUUUCAAUAUAAUUAUGUUUAUGUCUGUAAAGCAAAACUAAAUAUAUGUAAUCAUGUAUGUAAUCAUAUAUUUCUGUUGAAACUGUGAAUGUACUGAUUUUCCCUUUAAUCUUUGAUAGUGUAAGUCAUUGUAUAACUGACUUGGGGUUCUAAUGUAUUUAAAGUACAAUCCACCAACUAUUGAAAUGUCAACCCUUUGGCUUGGCUUCUUGUGAUCCCCAAGUGUUUUUUGCACCUUGAGUCUUGCUUUUGUGCUUUGUGCUCUGUCAUUAAUUUUAAACAAUGUAAGAGUCUCUUGUGUAAACCAAAGUAAUCAGCCCAUUGAGUGAUCUUGCCUUCUGUAAAGCCAUAUUGAAGCAAAGACUCCGCUGUAGCAUAAGGUUCCCUAUUUCCAAAGCUGCCACUACCUCGCUCCUGCUUUCCCUACAAAAUGCCAAACAAAGUUUAACCUUAAGUGGAAAAUUAGAAGUGAUUGCUACUGUUGUCAUUUUUAACCUUCUAACUCAUUACUUUGCAGAUUUAUGCUAGGAUUUAUGAAUAACCAUUUUUACAUUUUGAUAUUUUGUAGACAUUGGCUGAUGAGUAAAGUACAGAAAGACUACACACUAAAUCAUCAGAUUUUUAAAAAAAAUCAUAGAGUGCAGGUAUUUUUUUUAUCAUUGAGUUGCCUCAAGUUGGUUGGCCAAAGCAACUAUAACCUGGGUCACUCGAUGCCUGGCUCACAGAUGUUUAUCCCCUUUGCCUCCAUUAGUUCUAUUUCUUGUGGCUAUUGCUUGAAAUGCAAAUGAACAGAAUUACUGAGAUGUGGAUGAAGUGAUUUUUCUAAUUUUUUGCUGCCAAAUCUGUAAUCAUAAAUUUGCUAUUUAACUUCCCCAAACUCUCAAGAAAUAAAUGUUUUCUUUAUUUGAUUUUAAUCAUCAAAUAUACUGUAGUAUUGGAAGAGUCAGCCAUUUAUCAGAAACAAUCUUGUUUUGAACUUAAAGACUCGUUUCUAUAUGUUACUAUUGUGAUAUCAACUUUUUUCUUUUAGCAUUAAAGGGUGAUACAAUGCUAAAUUCUUAUGAUUUACCCUCCUACAUUCUUCUGCGAAUCUUGGGUUAUUGCACAUUGUACUUUCUAGUUUUUAUGAAUUUAUUUGUUUGUCUCCAUCCACUUUAUAAGGACAACAUGGACAGCUAAAGCUUGUCAGUUAUAUGAAGAUUAUGCUACUUUCUCUCACAUUUUUACUGCAUGCUAAAAAUAAUGCUUGCCAAAUGGAAUCUUAGACAUCCCAGAAUAAUAUGGUUACUAUAUUUCUAUUUCUGUCAUUAUUGAAAAUACCCAGCUCAGUGCCUGACUCAAUAAAUGUUUGUUUCCCUU